GUUCCAUUUCCCGCCCUUUUGCCCUUUACGAAACCCUCACUGUAUCUAAAAUCCCUAAACCCAAAAUGGAAAUCACAGAAGAGCAAAGAAAACGAGCCGAAGCAAAUCGCUUAGCAGCCUUGGAAAAACGCAAAGCAUUGAGCGAAUCCUCCAAUCUUCAGCAGCAACAUAACCCAUGGUCGCUCUUCAAGUGCCGAAAGCUCUCUCCCGACCUCACCUCAAACGUCACUCACUGUAUCUCCGAUCCAAGGCCAGAACUUUCCCGGGUCAACCUGAUUAUAAAUACCCAAUUGCUUACGAGGUUCCGGGUCAGGCUCGAAAUUUGCUCCCCGGAUUCUUUCUCAGCUACCCCAGUUGCCGUACAAGGCUUUGCAUUUCCGGGGCAUGAGGAGUGCUUAAGGAGACUAAGUGAUAUAUUGGCUUAUGUCAUGCCAUCCCACUACACGCAAAAUCAUGGUGGUGGAAAGGCCUGUGUUUACAAGCUGAGUGAUUACAAUGCAGUCUUGAAAUGUUUAAGGAGCAACAAGGGCAUUGACACUGAAGAGAUACCUUGGGGCACUCUUAAUGUUGUAGAGAGACUUUCACAUUCUUUUAUUUCUGGUAAAUGGAUACCAUGCAGACCAGAACACUUGUCAGAUGAUAAGGUUGAUGAGUUGAUUGGGAAGCUACCGAAGAAUCUAUUGGAUGCACUCUUGCCUUUCCAACUUGACGGUGUUAGAUUUGGUUUGCAAAGGGGUGGACGUUGUCUUAUUGCCGACGAAAUGGGCCUGGGAAAGACACUCCAGGCUAUUGCUAUUGCAUGCUGUUUCAUGAGUGAAGGUUCUAUACUUGUUGUUUGCCCAGCUAUUUUGCGUUAUACUUGGGCAGAAGAAUUAGAGCGCUGGCUUCCUUUUUGCUUGCCUGCUGACUUCCAUCUAGUAUUUGGUCACGAAAACAAUCCAGCCAAUUUAAAGAGAUGGCCUAGAGUUGUGGUUAUUUCGUAUACAAUGCUUCACCGUUUGCAUAAGAGCAUGCUUGACCGAGAAUGGGCUCUCUUAAUUGUUGAUGAAUCCCACCAUGUACGGUGUACAAAGAAAGCAUCAGAACCUAGAGAGAUAAAAGCUGUUCUUGACAUUGCAGCAAAGGUGAAGCGCAUAGUUUUACUAUCCGGGACACCUUCUUUGUCAAGGCCGUAUGACAUUUUUCAUCAGAUAGAUAUGCUAUGGCCUGGUUUGCUGGGAAAGGACAAGUAUGACUUUGCCAAAACUUACUGUGAUGUCAAAUAUAUCCAGGGUUCUCAAGGGAGAACUUUUCAGGAUUUCUCGAAGGGCACUCGUUUGGAGGAGUUGAACAUGUUACUGAAGCAAACAGUCAUGAUAAGACGUUUGAAGGAACAUGUCCUGGUUCAGCUACCACCCAAACGCCGACAGAUUAUACGAGUAGUAUUGAAGAAAUCUGAUAUGAUUUCAGCAAAGGCUGCUGUCAAGGUGGGGAAAGGUGUCACUAAAGAUGUAUCUUCAGAACAUUUGGAUGAACCGAAUGAUGGUGGGGGUUGCUGCAGAUCCGGGCAGCUUUCCUUCCAAGAAUUAGGUAUCGCAAAGCUAGCAGGGUUUCGUGACUGGCUCUCCAUUCAUCCACUCACUGCAGAGUCAGAUGGUGUUGCAAACUUGGACUCAGAUUCCAGUUCUCACAAAAUGUUAAUAUUUGCACAUCACCAUAAAGUACUUGAUGGAGUACAGGAGUUCAUAUGUGAGAAAGGGAUUGGUUUUGUUCGAAUUGAUGGAAACACACUUGCCACAGAUAGGCAGUCAGCUGUACGAUCAUUCCAAUUAUCAACUGAGGUUAAGAUUGCAAUAAUUGGUAUUACUGCUGGAGGUGUUGGCCUUGAUUUCUCAUCAGCAAAGCAUGUUGUCUUCUUGGAGCUUCCUCAGUCACCAUCAUUGAUGCUUCAGGCGGAGGAUAGAGCUCAUAGGCGAGGGCAAACAAAUGCAGUCAACAUAUACAUCUUUUGUGGAAAGGAUACUGUGGAUGAGUCACAUUGGCAAAGCUUGAAUAAGAGUUUGCACCGCGUAUCAUCUACAACAAACGGAAAAUAUGAUGCAAUACAAGAGAUAGCAGUUGAAGAUGUUUCUUUCUUUGAGACAUCAGGUAGAUCUGAUACUUGUGAAGAUCAUAUAUUGCAAAGGACAGAGGGUGAUGAGGUCUCUGCAGAGCCAAUAAAAUUACCUGACUUUGGCUGCUUAGCUAAGGAUAUGAAGCCUUAUGAGGCAUAUGAAUUAUUAGUCACAAACAUUCUACACAGAUCUGCACAACAUAGUGAUCCUGAUGGAAGUUCAUCCCAAACUGACAGUUGUCUUGUCAAGGCUGAUGUGGUUUCUGAUUUGGAAAAGAGCACUGAAGACAUAGAUGGACUUGAAAAGGAACACCAAAUCAACUGUCAACCAACCAAACUAAAUGACGGUGAACCAGUUCAGCCACUUGAAGCUGAAGAAAGCAGUACUCUAGAUGCCCUGCGAUUUGAGGUGAGCCAAUACACUGGCCGGAUCCACUUGUAUUCAUGCAUCUCAGGAGAGGAUUCAAGACCAAGGCCAAUGUUUGAGAAUUUUAGACCAGAGGAACUUGAGGCACUAAAUUCUCCUGCUGCUAACAGUAUUAAAGAAACAGCUUUUAAUUCUUUGAAGGACAAUCCAGCCUAUUUACAAGCUAUUCUUGCAUUCAUUGAAGAAUGGAAGAAGCUGAGGCCCAUCGAACAAAAAAGAUUACUUGGAAAGCCUUUGCAACUUCCGUUGACUGUUGAGUUGUGCUAUCUGUGCGAAGGCAUCAACCAUGACAUCAGGGGACUGCUGAAGGGUGGAAGCAAGCGCCGCUCUACACCUUUUUAUGAGAUCAGCCAACCUUUACCAUCAAACGCUGUGUGGAAAAAAGUCCAUCUACGUAGUGGCUAUGGAAAAAAGGAAAAGGAAUAUGCUCAGGCUUAUACUCUGACUGAUGAACCUCUCUGUAAACUCUGUCAAACACCAUGCAAGGGCCACAAUGCGAAGACACCUGAGUAUUUUGAAGAUCUGUUCUGCAAUCUUGGUUGCUAUGAAGAAUACCGCAUCCGAACCAGUAACAGAUCUCUUCGUCAAGAACUUUUUCAACUAGAACAUGGUGUUUGUGCAAACUGCCAAUUAGAUUGUCAUAAACUUGUGGAGCACCUAAGACCAUUAUCAUUGGCAAAGCGAAGGCAGUAUAUCGAAAAAGUUGCACCACGGGUGGCGAGGCUGAAGAAACCGCUUGAUAGGCUUGUUAAGGAUCCAACAGAGGGCAAUGCGUGGCAUGCAGACCACCUUGUUCCUGUCUAUCGAGGUGGAGGUGAAUGCAAGCUAGAGAACAUGAGAACACUUUGUGUGGCUUGUCAUUCUGAUGUUACUAAACAACAAUGUGCUGAACGACAUUCAACAAGGAUCAAGGCUAAGAAAAAGCUAAAGGCAAUCAUGACUAAUCUAAAACAUAAAGGCACAGAGACUAUUCUACAGGGGCAGGAGGGGAAUAUGGAGAUCCAAGAGAGUGUAUAUGAGGACGAGCUUUUAGUCAAGGUUCCUGGGAGCGCCUACUCUUUAGCGAAUCACUUGGAUGCUACAAUUACAAGUGGACACUUGGACGAGCCCUCCUCGAAUGGCAACAAGAUUUCCACUCCCACAGUACAGAACCAUCCGCCAGGAGGAGCAUAAUUCAUAUCUUUCCAUUGAGAUUUUUUUUUUUUUUGGGCACAUGCCAGCCAUUUGUUGUGUUGAGCUAAAAAUGAGUAUAAUCUUAUGUAAUUGAAUUACAUCACGAAUCGCUUCCUCAAGGUUAAUUAAAAUUUGUGACCAGUCAGUCCACUACAACAAAGAGUUUGACAGGUGGCUCAAAUUCCGUUUCUCGGGUCUUUUGCCUUGCUUUUUAAAAGUUGAUCAUCUGUCUUCCAGAAUUGCCUUCCAAUGAAGCUCAGCCGCUUGCCCAACAUGACCAUAUUCAUCUUCCACAAGCUCAGCCGUAUGAUGUGAUGUGGAAGCAGAGCUCUGGCCGCAAUCUUGGGCUCGCCACUGGCUUCCACGUCCUGCAGAUUCUGCUUAGCCAAACAGGGCACUUGCUCCAACUCCAGAUGAUAACCCCACUUGUUGGAGGACUAGUCGGAACAUACAAUUGCAUUGCCAGAGGCCAGGGUGGUUUGAGCAGCUCUGGACUAAUUGUCAUGCAAUCCUUUGGUUUUAAAAAUGAAAUAGUGUAAUAUGUCCAAGUUUAAACUGAUUUUAAGAACAGGGGGCAUAUGAAGGUGCAACAGAGUGAAUGAAAUGUAAUUCUGUUUAAUAUACAAGUAUUCUUUUAUUGUUAAAACUGUCAAUUCUGUACACAUGUAUAUAAGCUAGGCAGGCAACAACAAUUUUGCCUUCA
Molecule: messenger RNA, 4395 nt
Organism: Prunus persica (peach)
Lineage: Eukaryota; Viridiplantae; Streptophyta; Magnoliopsida; Rosales; Rosaceae
Product: DNA annealing helicase and endonuclease ZRANB3
Exons: 24
Coding region: 66-3692 (1208 amino acids)
Biological process (GO): replication fork processing; DNA repair
Cellular component (GO): nuclear replication fork
Molecular function (GO): endonuclease activity; ATP binding; zinc ion binding
Source: RefSeq, a predicted model, not a curated record